AUGGACACCCUCCUGUUAGUUUCUUCCAUAUUUGUGCCCACCAUCAUCACCAUCUUCUUUCUGCACCAUUUUUUCAUCCAAAAAUCAAGCAUUCCAGGCAGUUAUGGCUGGCCACUCAUCGGUGAAAGCAUCGAUUACUUCAACAAGCUUCGCAGCGGCACCAACGAGAAGUUUGUCAUGCAACGAAAAAAGCUAUUUGGGAACGUUUUCAAGACGUCGAUCCUUGGCGAGAAAAUGGCCUUCUUCUGCGGCCCUGAAGGCAACAAGUUCUUGUUCUCUAAUGAAAACAAGCUUGUUGAAGUAUGGUGGCCGAGUUCAGUCGAGAGUAUCAUCAAGAAAUCGAAUAACAAGUCGGUGACAGCCGAAUCCGCCAAGGUCCGACAGCUGUUGCCGCCGUUCUUGAGAGCUCAUGCCGUUAAAAACUAUAUUGCGGACAUGGAUUCCGAGUUGAGACAGCAUUUGGAGGAUUACUGGAGCGGCCACGAUCAGGUCGAGGUUUGUCCGUUCGUCGCAAAGUACACGUUUGCAUUGGCGGUAAAGUUGCUUUUAGGUGUGCGAGAUGGGACAGAGUUAGAGAAGCUUGCAAAGCCGUUUGUGGAGGCCGCGGGUGGAAUCAUAGCGAUUCCGAUUAACAUUCCCGGAACAAGGUUCAACCGAGGAGUUAAAGCAUCAAAUCAAAUUAGGGAAGUCAUUAACGGCAUAAUCGCUCAACGAAGGAAAGACCUUGCUGACGGAACCGCAAGUCCAUCUCAGGAUCUGCUUUCUCACAUGAUCGCCGAAGUCGAUAAACGGAAUGAGGAAUCCGACGGUGCUCCCACCACCGACGGUGACAUGUCUAGCGACCUGCUAGGGUUGCUCAUUGGUGGCUACGACACCAUCAACACCACGGUCGUGUUCAUUAUGAUGAUGCUCGUCGAUCACCCCGACGUGUACCAAGCAGUCCUAAAAGAGCAAAUGGAGAUAGCGAAGGCGAAACCAACGGGCGAACUGUUGAACUGGGACGACCUUCGUAAAAUGAAAUACUCCUGGAACGUCGCGUGUGAAGUGCUGAGGAUGCGGCCACCGACCGUUGGCGCUUUCCGAGUCGCGAAAACCGAUUUCACGUAUGCCGGUUUCAAAAUUCCGAAAGGGUGGAAGCUACAUUACAUCCCACAUUUCACUCAACGGAACUCGGAGUACUUUCCAAAUCCAGAGAAAUUCGACCCGUCAAGAUUCGAAGGAGCGGGACCAGCACCUUACACGUUCGUGCCGUUCGGGGGCGGUGCAAGGAUGUGCCCUGGCAACGAAUAUGCCAGGGCAGAAAUACUGGUGUUUAUGUAUAACAUAAUCACCAGAUACAAUUGGCAGAGGUUAAUUCCAGAUGAAAAGGUGGUCAUAGACCCACUUCCAAGGCCAGUUCAUGGACUCCCAAUUAAGCUCAUUCCUCAUAACACCAUAACUUAA
Molecule: messenger RNA, 1443 nt
Organism: Cynara cardunculus var. scolymus (artichoke)
Lineage: Eukaryota; Viridiplantae; Streptophyta; Magnoliopsida; Asterales; Asteraceae
Product: beta-amyrin 28-oxidase-like
Exons: 4
Coding region: 1-1443 (480 amino acids)
Biological process (GO): sterol metabolic process
Molecular function (GO): oxidoreductase activity, acting on paired donors, with incorporation or reduction of molecular oxygen; heme binding; monooxygenase activity
Source: RefSeq, a predicted model, not a curated record